Messenger RNA from Plenodomus lingam JN3, 2283 nucleotides. It is a transcript of the gene CCR4, whose product is annotated as Glucose-repressible alcohol dehydrogenase transcriptional effector. The record is from RefSeq and is a predicted model, not a curated record. Gene Ontology annotation, molecular function: protein binding; poly(A)-specific ribonuclease activity. Gene Ontology annotation, cellular component: CCR4-NOT complex; nucleus; cytoplasm. Gene Ontology annotation, biological process: nuclear-transcribed mRNA poly(A) tail shortening. Lineage: Eukaryota; Fungi; Ascomycota; Dothideomycetes; Pleosporales; Leptosphaeriaceae.
AUGGCCGACUACUCCAUCUACCAACGCGCAGCUGGCCAGACCUUCUAUCCACAACACGCACAAGCCAUUCGCAAUCUCCAGAGCCGAGUCCGCUCACCCACCAACAGCGGCCGCAUACCGUUUAACAACGCCGAUACCCCUUCCCCAUCACGCUCCCCCGGACGCCAGUCGUCGCCCCAGCAGUUCGGAAUGUUCAACCAGGGUCAUGGGCACCAGACCCACAAUGUCAUGAUGAAUGGAAGGGCUGGCCAGCAAAACUAUUCCAUGCAAAUGAACCUCGGCAAGCCCUUCCAACAUAAUCAGCACCAUCAGCACCAGAACCAACACCACCAGCAGCACCAGGAAUUGUCCGGGAGCCACCAUGGUGGGCAAUACAACCACCAGCACAACAUCUCAAGCGGAGGCAUGUCCAACGUGCAGCCCCACUUCACCCCAAGCCACUUGCAGAAUGGAACGCCGAACAGUGUGCAUAGUGGACUUAGCAAGCCGCCAAACGAACAUUGGGCAGAGCAAUUGCGGUUGGCCCAGACUGCGCGAGAGAUGACCCAAUCGCACUCGCACGCAAGAAUCCACCCGAGUGUCAGCAAAAGCAUUGUGGCAGGCACGACCAACGGGAUCAAGGAUCCGGACAAGGAAGAGCGCAAUAGGCCUGCAGCUCAGCAAGCAGGAGAUGGCAAAGACCAGCACAUAUGGACAAUACUUGACUUUGGCGGACAAAAUCUCAAAGUCAUUACCCCUGCGCUCUUCAACUACACUUUCCUAACGAAGCUCUAUAUCAAUUGCAACAAACUCACCUACAUCCACCAGAACAUUGGCCAACUACGCAACCUCACGCACCUGGAUCUCUCCCUGAACAGUCUGCAAUAUUUGCCUCCCGAGAUUGGCAUGCUCACAAAUUUGAAGCAACUGCUACUGUUUGACAAUCAUAUUGAACAACUCCCUUAUGAGCUAGGGUCCUUGUACCAAUUAGAGAUGCUCGGCAUCGAAGGCAAUCCUAUACCGGACGAUCUCAAGCAGAUCAUCAUGGAACAGGGGACCGCGGAACUCAUCAAGCAUUUCCGUGAGAAUGCUCCUGGUCCUGAAGCGCCACCAGAGCGAGACUGGAUAGUGCUUGACGAGAUUCAGGACUCCCAGCAGGAGACUGUGACGGCAUUGAGUUACAAUAUCCUUUGUGACAAAUACUGUACACAAUCGCAAUAUGGUUACACGCCCAGUACAGCACUGUCGUGGGAAAGCCGUAGGGAACUAAUUCUGGCGGAGCUGCGCGAACGCAACGCGGACAUUGUGUGCCUGCAAGAAAUCGACCAGGACAGUUUCAAUGAGUUCUUCCGCGAAGCGCUGGCACACAAUGAUUACAAGGGUGUCUUCUGGCCAAAAUCUAGGGCGAGAACCAUGGCAGAAAGAGAGGCCAAGCUUGUUGAUGGGUGUGCUAUUUUCUUCAAGAACAGCAAGUAUAUCUUGCUGGACAAGCAGCUCAUUGACUUUGCCAAUACUGCCAUCAAUCGACCCGAUAUGAAAGGAGAACACGACAUCUUCAACCGUGUCAUGCCUCGUGACGACAUUGGUGUCGUAGCAUUUUUGGAGAACCGCGUCACCGGAUCCAGGUUCAUUGUUGGUAAUGUACAUGUGUACUGGAACCCUGCUUUUACGGACGUCAAGCUUGUUCAGGUUGCCAUUCUCAUGGAAGGCAUAUCGAAGUUGGCCAACAAAUGGGCCAAAUUUCCUCCAUGCAAAGACAAGGUGGUCUAUCGAUUCACGAAUGGCGAUAACGAAGAGGGCAAGGAACUUGAUCCCAGCCAAGAGCCGGGGCCGUCCAUGGAAUACUCGGAUGGGUCUCAGAUCCCCGUUAUCCUAUGCGGUGACUUCAACUCCUUGCCUGACUCUGGAGUCUACGAUCUCAUCACGCAAGGUACCAUUUCCAAUACGCACUCGGAUCUCGGGAGUCGGAAAUAUGGCAACUUUACAAGAGAUGGCAUUUCACAUCCGUUCAGUCUCAAGUCGAGUUACGCGGCGAUUGGCGAGCUGGCAUUUACAAAUUACGUGCCUCAAUUCAAGGGCGUCCUCGAUUACAUCUGGUACUCGACCAACACACUUCAAGUCGUCGGCCUCCUCGGCGACAUCGACAAGGGCUACCUUCAGCGCGUGCCCGGCUUCCCCAACUACCAUUUCCCUAGUGAUCACGUGGCUCUCUAUGCGCAAUACAUUGUCAAGGGCCGAAAGAAGGACAAGAAGAUAUCUGAAGUGGAUUUUGGACCAAGCAGUGGACGAGACCGGAGAUCUUGA